GAUACGAGGGAAUUGGAUCGCACAGUGAAGCAGUGGAAUGAACAGAUUACCGGUGACAUUAAGCAACUGGUGCGAUAUCUGCGAAUGAUAGACGAACAUUUCGAAAGCACCGCUGGUACCUUCACUCUUUCGCAGUUAAAGGAGCGCUUUGGUGACACUAUGGACAGGACAUGGGGUGAGAGUUGUACCAUUGAUAUGGUUGAAAUUGGCAUACUUAAUGUCGUGGAUAGUAGGGAUGACUGUUUGGUGUUAGCUGUCAAUCCGAUCGUCAAAGAAGUGAAAUUUCCUGAACUGGCCGAAUUUGCUAAGAAGAUUUAUCAUGAGUUUUUGAAAAUUCGAGCAGAAUCAGCGGAUUUCGUGAAAGUUGAACUGCUUGUGAAUGCAUUGAACACUGCUGGAAAUAAAAGCCAAUUAAAGAACGAAAAGUGUACGCUGUUUUGGGAUGUGUUAAGUGAUGCUGAAUUCCGGGAACUGUUUUUUGUUGAUGUUUUACGGAAGCGAAAAGGAGAGCGUGGAUACGAUGUGGUGUUGCGUCUCAAUCCCGACGUGGAUGUGGAACAGUUGUUCGGCAAGUGA
Molecule: messenger RNA, 576 nt
Organism: Gongylonema pulchrum
Lineage: Eukaryota; Metazoa; Nematoda; Chromadorea; Rhabditida; Gongylonematidae
Source: the annotation of a GenBank genome assembly